Molecule: messenger RNA, 321 nt
Organism: Hansenula anomala
Lineage: Eukaryota; Fungi; Ascomycota; Saccharomycetes; Phaffomycetales; Wickerhamomycetaceae
Product: NADH dehydrogenase [ubiquinone] 1 beta subcomplex subunit 9
Exons: 2
Coding region: 1-321 (106 amino acids)
Biological process (GO): mitochondrial electron transport, NADH to ubiquinone
Source: RefSeq, a predicted model, not a curated record
AUGUCACAAGUUACACCUUUCUCACCAGCCAAUAGAAAAGUGGUGCAAUCACUAUACCAUCGCUCCUUAAAAUUGGCAUUUAAUUGGAUCAAUAGAAGAGAUCUAUAUAGACAAAAAGCUGUUGAAAUUAGAGCUCAAUUCGAUUUACAUAAAGAUGUUUCUGAUCCAAAAGAAUUGAGACGUCUAAUUGACAAGACUGAAUCAUUGCUUGAAAAAUAUAAACAUCCAGAUCCUUUUAUUCCUCCACAAAGAGCUGGUGGUACCAAAUUUGAAAGAAAUACACCUCCAUGUCUUGAUGAACCAUAUCCUGCUCGUUAUUAG